AUGAAGCAUGCGGCAGUCCACGCCAAGGCUGAAUAUUUCAACUCCAAGUCCGGGCCUUCGGCUCGGCAGGAGGAAUCAGCACCAAAGAGCUAUCCUGGGCAGACUGACGACUAUUCGGCAGUUCACAAGCGAAAGGACGACCGUGAUAAUCGGCAAGGGAGCUCAAAGAAGGGGCGUGGGAAAUACGGUCGCAACGACCACCGAGCGCCACAACCGAAUCACGACUGCGCUCAGGAAGUCUUCACUAUGUUGAAUACUACAUAUGAGGCCGUCCUGAUGAACGAGCACGACCAAAUUCCAAAACCAGACUGA
Molecule: messenger RNA, 312 nt
Organism: Prunus armeniaca (apricot)
Lineage: Eukaryota; Viridiplantae; Streptophyta; Magnoliopsida; Rosales; Rosaceae
Source: the annotation of a GenBank genome assembly